This is a messenger RNA of Eucalyptus grandis, 2339 nucleotides long. Its product is annotated as nucleobase-ascorbate transporter 3. The transcript is spliced from 14 exons. Gene Ontology annotation, biological process: transmembrane transport. Gene Ontology annotation, molecular function: transmembrane transporter activity. The coding region runs from base 379 to 2052 and encodes 557 amino acids. Gene Ontology annotation, cellular component: plasmodesma; plasma membrane. Lineage: Eukaryota; Viridiplantae; Streptophyta; Magnoliopsida; Myrtales; Myrtaceae. The record is from RefSeq and is a predicted model, not a curated record.
AGUUUGCAAUAAAUUUCCCCGAUCCUGAUUCAACCCCCACCGACUGUUCAGAAGCACCGAGGAACGGCUAAUAAUAAUAAUAAUAUAUUAUUACUUUGCUUCUCUCGGUACUCGAAAGUCGAUCUCAACCCAAGAAAGAAAAGAUUCACUUUUUGCUUUUUGCCAUAGACACUCUUCCCUUCUUUUCUCAAACUCCUCGCAAUCAUCUUUGCUGCGUCGGACUGAGCUUGAUCCCAGCUUUGCUCAGCAGGAACCCACAAAAGAAAGGAAGGAAGGAAGGAAGGAAGGAAGGGAGGAAGGGAACUAUACAGCGAGCUCAACGCUCAGGAGUCCGUCCAGCCUGAGGGAAGCCUCCCCCGUGUGAAGAAUUAAAGAGGGAUGGGAGAGACUGCGAAUCACAACCACGACCACAACCAUGGGCCUCCGCCUCAGCAGUCGGGGCCGCCGCAGCAACAGCGGCCGCCGCCGCCGAACCUCGGUCUUUCCAGAGGUCCCGCUUGGCCUCCGAACGAACAGCUCCAGCAUCUCGACUACUGCAUCCACUCUAACCCCAGAUGGUAUCAAGCAAUUGUAUUAGCAUUUCAGCACUAUAUUGUGAUGCUUGGAACUAUUGUCAUGAUUGCCAGCAAUCUUGUGCCUCAAAUGGGUGGGAACCAUGGUGACAAGGCGCGGGUGAUUCAGUCACUGCUUUUUAUGUCGGGAAUCAACACUCUGCUUCAGACCCUUAUCGGGACAAGGCUACCUACUGUCAUGGGAGCAUCACUUGCUUUUUAUCUGCCGGUGUUAUCGAUUAUAAAUGACACUUUGGACAAAACCUUCAAUUCAGAUCAUGAUAGGUUUCUCUACACGAUGAGGACCAUUCAGGGGUCUCUUAUUGUUUCUUCAUUUGUGAACAUUAUCCUUGGGUACAGCAGGGCAUGGGGAAAAUUCACCAAGUACUUUAGUCCAAUUAUAAUUGCAGCAGUGGUUCCUGUGGUGAGUCUUGGUUUGUUCAUGAGGGGCUUUCCAAUGCUGGCUAACUGUGUCCAGAUUGGCCUGCCAAUGCUAAUUCUUCUCAUCUUAUCUCAACAGUAUCUGAAGCGACUCCUGCCUGAGCACCAUCGUCAUGUGCCGGAGAGAUAUGCUUUGCUCUUCUGCAUUGGUAUAAUAUGGGCAUUUGCUGCAAUCCUUACCGUGUCUGGAGCUUACAACAAUGUCAAAGAGCAGACGAAAACAAGUUGCCGCAUUGAUCGCUCCUAUCUUUUGUCAUCUGCUCCUUGGAUUAAGGUUCCAUACCCAUUUCAGUGGGGUACUCCCAUAUUUAGAGCAAGCCAUGUCUUUGGGAUGAUGGGUGCAGCACUUGUUUCUUCUGCGGAGUCAACAGGUGCAUUUUUCGCAGCAGCCCGAUUUGCUGGUGCGACACCUCCGCCAGCACAUGUGCUCAGCCGGAGUAUUGGUCUACAUGGUAUUGGGAUGCUGAUUGAAGGGAUAUUUGGUUCUGUUGUGGGUACAACUGCAUCAGUAGAAAAUAUUGGUCUCCUUGGAGUGACUCGCAUAGGGAGCAGAAGAAUGGUGCAGAUAUCAACUGCUUUCAUGAUCUUUUUCUCCAUAUUUGGGAAAUUCGGUGCCUUUUUUGCAUCUAUUCCUCUACCAAUAUUUGGCGCCAUAUAUUGUGUUGUAUUAGGCAUUGUUGUUGCCGUAGGGAUCUCAUUCACACAGUUUACAAAUACUAACUCUAUGCGAAACCAGUAUGUUUUGGGCAUCACGCUCUUCCUUGGGAUAUCAAUAGCUGAGUAUUUUGUCCUGAACACCUCUCCAAGUGGUGAUGGACCUGUUAAAACUCCAGGUCGAUGGUUCAACGACAUUUUGAAUACCAUCUUCUCUUCGGCUCCGACUGUGGCAAUUAUAGUCGGGGUGCUGUUGGACAACACACUCGAGGCGAAGCACACGGCAACCGAGAGAGGAAAACCUUGGUGGGCACCCUUCCAGCACAGGAAAGGGGACGUCCGGAACGAGGAGUUCUACAGCUUCCCUGGCAGGAUGCACGAGUUGAUUCCCAGCAGGUUUCUGUGAGGGUGCUUCAGUUUCCUUGUACAUUAUAUGCAUAGAGUCACUAGAAUGUUGUGCUUGUAACACUCUUUGUCGAACGAUGCAAUGACUCGUGGGCUAGUUUAGUUUAAGCUGGACGUUUUCUUCUCUAAAAGUUACAACAGCAAACCCAACGGGGCGAACGGAGAAGGGUGUCGUCUUUUCAUACUGAUCGGAGAAAGAUCGAGAAUGUUUGUCGAUUUGGAAUAUGGAUAAAGUUAUGUUUUUAUGCUUUUAACAAAUAUGGCAUGCAGUGCAUGCGUAUAUCGCAA